AUGGUCGACUCAGGCGCAACAGCGCUAUUUCUUGAUCAGCUCUUCGUUGACCAACACAAAAUCUCCACCUUCCCUCUCCGCUCCCCCAUACGCAUCACUAACAUUGAUGGCUCUCCGAACCGAGCAGGCAAUAUCUCGCACUUUGCCCGACUACAUCUCACAGUCGAUGAUCAAGAAGCCUGGACGGAUUUCUUAGUCACCGAUCUAGGCGGAGAAAGCGUCAUUCUGGGCCUGCCUUGGCUUAAGAAGACUAACCCGGACAUCGAUUGGGAACAAGGGCACCUACAGUCCCGUAUCCCGGAGCUACAGGAGGUGGAGGAAGAUGAAGACGAAGAGGAAGAGGAGCAG
This is a messenger RNA of Coniophora puteana RWD-64-598 SS2, 348 nucleotides long. RefSeq names its product protease. NCBI's taxonomy places the organism in Eukaryota, Fungi, Basidiomycota, Agaricomycetes, Boletales, Coniophoraceae. The record is from RefSeq and is a predicted model, not a curated record. The transcript has a single exon. The annotation marks the transcript as partial.